CUCUUCACUAUUCUCAAAAACACACACACUAUUCUCAAAAACACACACAAACAGAAACAGCGAUAGCAAAGAGUAGUAGAUAAUCCAAACGCUCAAAUUCAUGCAAUCCAAUUAAAAUCACACAUUUGCGUGAAAUUCCAGCAAAAAUUCUUCUUACCAACUGAUGUGAAUUUUCGAUGACGGGCCGAGAAGGAGGGUACGUUGUGCCAGCGGAACCUCUGAAUGCCGUCGGCGGAUUGAAGAAGAAGGGCGGCGGGUCGCGCAAUUGGAUCCUAUUGGAUUCAUCGGGUCAGGAAAUCGUUCUGGAUGUCGACAAAUACGCGAUCAUGCACCGCGUGCAAAUACACGCUCGUGAUCUUCGCAUUCUCGAUCCCCUCUUGUCGUACCCGUCCACCAUCCUCGGCCGCGAGAGAGCCAUUGUUCUCAAUUUGGAACAUAUCAAGGCUAUAAUCACAUCUGAAGAGGUUUUGCUUCGUGAUCCAUUGGACGAUAAUGUUGUUCCUAUAGUGGAAGACCUCCGAAGGAGAUUGAAACCACUAACUGAUAAUCAAGAAGUUAAUGGUGAUGUGCCUGAUGGCAAGGAGUUGCCUGCACAACAUGAUGAGACUGGUGAAGAAGAUGAUUCUCCAUUUGAGUUUCGGGCCCUUGAGGUUGCACUGGAAGCUAUUUGUAGUUUCCUUUCUGCUCGCACAAUUGAAUUAGAGAGUGCAGUUUACCCAGCUUUGGAUAUGCUUACAUCAAAGAUUAGUAGCCGUAAUCUAGACCGGGUACGAAAGUUAAAGAGUCAAAUGACUCGCUUGACUGCUCGUGUUCAAAAGGUGCGAGACGAACUGGAACAGCUUUUGGAUGACGAUGAUGAUAUGGCCGACCUCUACUUAUCGAGGAAGUUGGCUGGUGCAUCACCUGUGAGUGGCUCGGGUGCAGCCAGUUGGUUCCUUGCAUCCCCUACCAUAGGCUCUAAGAUAUCCAAGGCCAGUAGGGCAAGUAUAGCAACCAUGCGUGGGGAUGAAAAUGAUGUUGAGGAACUUGAAAUGCUUCUUGAGGCCUACUUCAUGCAGAUUGAUGGCACGUUGAACAAAUUGACCACGUUGCGUGAAUACAUCGAUAACACUGAAGAUUAUAUCAAUAUCCAGCUUGAUAAUCAUCGUAACCAGCUCAUCCAGUUGGAGCUGUUUCUGAGCGCUGGAACAGUAUGCUUAUCCAUUUACUCUUUGGUAGCUGGAAUUUUCGGUAUGAACAUUCCAUACACAUGGAAUGAUGAUCAUGGAUACAUGUUUAAAUGGGUGGUCAUCUUGACAGGGAUUUUUUGCGCGGUACUUUUUGUCCUUAUAAUGUAUUACGCGCGCCACAAAGGGCUCGUCGGAUCUUGAUGUGGACUAAAUCAACCGCAGUCGAUGUAUCCAAAUUUGGAGCAGCCAAGGUUUUCUGGAUAUAUUUAGAUGACAUUUUCCUCUAUGUAGUAACGCAAUUUAUUUAAGUUGGAAAUUUGUUGGGCUUACUACUUACCUGUUUUGGAAUUUUAGAUUGUUA
This is a messenger RNA of Salvia splendens (bonfire salvia), 1530 nucleotides long. RefSeq names its product magnesium transporter MRS2-I-like. Gene Ontology annotation, cellular component: membrane. Lineage: Eukaryota; Viridiplantae; Streptophyta; Magnoliopsida; Lamiales; Lamiaceae. Gene Ontology annotation, molecular function: magnesium ion transmembrane transporter activity. The transcript has 11 exons. The coding region runs from base 177 to 1370 and encodes 397 amino acids. The record is from RefSeq and is a predicted model, not a curated record. Gene Ontology annotation, biological process: transmembrane transport; magnesium ion transport.